AUAGAAGUUAUAUAUACUUCAACAAGAAAUGGUUAAAUUAAAGCGAGGAAAGUUCAGUUGCAAACCUUUUUUUCUGUUAUAAAUCGAUCAUGAUAAAUGAUACACCAUUCAUGAUGAAUAUCCCGUAAAUGUAAAUGAACGGGUAACGUGUCGCGUUCUUAUCUGUCUCACCGGUUCAUAAUUGAACUUAGGUUCACAAGUGAAGCUAUCCCUGAAAGUAAAACAUAAGAGAUUUUGAGAUUAUUGGGUGGAUGGCAUGAACAAGGGGGUUGAAUGUAAUUAUGUAAUAUUAUAGGGGGUUUAAUGUAAUAAUAACGAACUUCUGAAUCCGUACAAAAUUCCCGAAAUGUAAGCGCUUUUCUGUUAACAACAAGCGGGCGGUUUUCCACAUUUUCGUUUUUUCGAGUUUAUUCCGCUCGUCUUCGCUCUUCGCCCCUUCCAUUUUCAAAAUCAUUCUCCAUAGUUUCUUGUAGGAAAACCAAAAAUCCAGAUCAAUUUCCCAGGAAAUUCUAUUCAAUUUGAUACAAAAUGGUUUAUUAGGGAUCGAAGGGGAAAGAUAAUCGGAGAUUUACGAUGGAGAAGACAGACCAAUCGCGGAAAUUGUAUACUCGUAUGAGAUUAUGGGAGUUACCUGAUCAAUACGUUGCGGAACCCCUUGAUGUUUCCACUGGUCCUUGUUUGGCUGUUAAUCGAGAUGGCUCUUUGGCUCUUGUUGAUGAAGUCCCACAUUGUACGACCGUUCGAGUUCCUAGAAUUCAGACAAUUUACGGUGUUGUUGGGAUACUAAAGCUUUUGGCAGGAUCAUAUUUGAUAGUUAUAACAGAACGUGAAUGUGUCGGGUCAUACCUAGGCCAUCCCAUCUACAAACUUUUGUCACUGAAAGUUUUUCCUUGUGAUCGUGCAGUAAAGAACGCCCGUGAUGAAAAGAAAAAGAUGGAAUCCGAGUUUUAUGGCCUGUUAAAAGUUGCUGAGAAAACACCUGGCCUUUAUUUUUCAUAUGAUGUCAAUAUAACACUAAGUGCCCAACGGUUGAAUGACUUGGGUGAUGAAUCAAGUUGGCUUCCUCUCUGGAGGCAGGCAGAGCCUCGGUUUCUAUGGAAUAAUUACAUGUUGGAACUUCUCAUAGAUAACAAGCUUGAUCCGUACAUUCUUCCUAUUCUUCAAGGGACUUACCAGAACUUUCAAGCAGCAAUCGGAAAAGAUAUUAUAGACGUUACCCUGAUAGCAAGGAGGUGUACUAGGAGAAAUGGGACUCGGAUGUGGAGAAGAGGGGCUGAUCUUGAUGGGUAUGUAGCAAAUUUCGUGGAAAGUGAACAAAUCAUACAGUUAAAAGGGUAUACAGCAUCAUUUGUACAGGUCCGAGGGUCAAUUCCUUUUCUCUGGGAUCAGAUUGUUGAUUUGUCAUAUAAGCCCAAGUUUGAGAUUCUGAAACCCGAGAAAGCACCUCGAGUUGCGGAACGGCACUUUCUGGAUUUAAACAAGAAAUAUGGAAAUGUUUUAGCCAUUGAUCUUGUAAAUACGCGUGGUGAUGAAGGACGCUUGACUGAAAAGUUUGCCACUGCAAUGCAGAGAAUUAUUAGUGAUGAUGUGAGAUACUUGCACUUCGACUUCCAUAAGAUAUGUGGACAUGUUCAUUUUGAGCGGCUAUCUAUCCUUUAUGAUCAAAUUGAAGAUUUCUUGAUUAAAAAUAGGUACUAUCUGUUAAAUGAUAAGGGUGAAAAAGUUGAAACGCAAAUUGGAAUAGUGCGGACGAAUUGUAUAGAUUGCUUAGACCGUACAAAUGUCACACAGAGCAUGAUUGGGCGAAAAAUGUUGGAAUUCCAACUUCAAAGGCUUGGUCUUUUUGAUGCUGAAGAAAGCAUCAGCACACAUCCCAAUUUUGAUGACUGCUUCAAAAUAUUAUGGGCUAAUCAUGGGGAUGAUAUUAGCAUCCAGUAUUCUGGCACACCUGCUCUCAAAGGAGAUUUUGUCAGAUUUGGUCGGAGGACAAUCAAAGGAAUUCUUAAAGACGGAUGGAAUGCGCUAAUGCGCUAUUACCUGAAUAAUUUUGUUGAUGGUACAAAACAGGAUUCAAUUGAUUUGGUGCAAGGGCAUUACAUUGUUUCUCUUUCGCGAGACUUGGCUCCUAAGCUGAAAAAAGGAGGGCUAGAGAAUAUUGCGCCCUUUCCUGUUGUUUUGGGAGUGGUCUUGAUGGGGAUCUUUUUUUCAUUGAUGUCAAUCAUGCGAGUUCGAGAUGAUUAUUGGCAAUUGCCACUUUCUAUUUUCUGGGCAACGCUCAGUAUAGUGAUCAUAAGAUACGUAAGAGCCAAUCGCCGGGCUUUCUGCAACAGACCACGGCUGCACAAACCGCCACACUGAUUUCUGACAGCCACAGGUACUUAAUUUGACCUUCGAAAGAUUUUUCGCUCUUCGCUGUUGCUGGCUAAGCUAAUUGCAUCAUUUCUCAUAUAUAUAUAGCUCUCACAUUGUUCAUCGGUGAUAUAUUAUAUAUAAGUUCGGUAACUAUA
Messenger RNA from Cynara cardunculus var. scolymus (artichoke), 2507 nucleotides. Its product is annotated as phosphoinositide phosphatase SAC6-like. Lineage: Eukaryota; Viridiplantae; Streptophyta; Magnoliopsida; Asterales; Asteraceae. Gene Ontology annotation, biological process: phosphatidylinositol dephosphorylation. Bases 574 to 2358 code for a protein of 594 amino acids. Gene Ontology annotation, molecular function: phosphatidylinositol-4-phosphate phosphatase activity. The record is from RefSeq and is a predicted model, not a curated record. Gene Ontology annotation, cellular component: endoplasmic reticulum. The transcript is spliced from 20 exons.